AUGGAGGAGGAAAUCUUGAGCAUUCAAACACCCGUCGCCUUCGAUGAGUCGAUCGCUCACCAAGAAAUACAUGCACACAAGCCGUAUGUGUCAUCAACUUUUAACAACAGCGAUGAGAUUCGCAUCACCGUUCAGCAUCAGGAUUUAUGCAUAUUACCAAGCAAGAGUUCGCUGCAUAUCCCGGGAAAAUUGCUCAAAUCAGAUGGCAGUCCAGCAGCGAUUACAACCCUGGUCAACAAUGCCAUCUGCCAUCUGUUCGAAGACGUACGGUACGAGCUAAACGCUGUAGAGAUUGACAAAUGCAAAAACGUUGGUCUAACCAGUCUGCUAAAGGGUUUCGCUUCGCUCAACCCUGGUCAGAGUUGGCUUAUGGAAAACGCUGGAUGGCUCGAUGUUCGAGAAACGAAAAAAUUAACUGACGCCGAUGGUAACUUCGAUGUGGUUAUUCCCUUGAGCAUGAUAUUGGGCUUUGCCGAAGACUAUCGCAAGAUCAUCGUCAACGCGAAGUAUGAGCUGAUUCUCACAAGAUCAAAGAGCGAUUCAAAUGCCAUUGUUCGAAAUCAAGACGAAGACUUUCGAAUUGUGACCGAUCAAGUGGAAUGGGUACUGUUGGAAAAAGUGGCGCAGAACUGGCCUAGCUCCUCUAUUCAGGAAGCAACACAUUCAAUCAAUAAUAAAGACGCGUCACAUCUCUACUCAUUCAGAAACUUUUUGAAAGCAGGGGUAUGUCUAACUGCAAAUCCUAAAAAGUUGAAGUCUUAUCGAGAUGUUGAGACAUGGGAGGGUUGGAAACAUAUCACUGGAAGAUAUGGUGAUUCUAUAGGAUUUGAGGGGGUUUAUGGAGAAGGAGAUGAUAUGAUUGAAUUUUUUGUAUCUCAAAGAGUUAUGAUCAUGAAAUUCAUAGGAAAAUAUUAUCUAGCAUCGAGAAAUCACUUUCUUAUGUUAAGUGAUUUAAUAUCCCAAAGAUACAUACCUUUGGCAACUUGUAAAAUAGGUGAAAAGUUGGAACGGCUAAAUUAUCCGCCAGUUGAAAAAUUAGAAUGA
Messenger RNA from Diprion similis, 1044 nucleotides. RefSeq lists its product as uncharacterized. The coding region runs from base 1 to 1044 and encodes 347 amino acids. The transcript has 2 exons. The record is from RefSeq and is a predicted model, not a curated record. Lineage: Eukaryota; Metazoa; Arthropoda; Insecta; Hymenoptera; Diprionidae.